CCUCCUCCUCCUCCUCCUCCUCCGCCACCUCCUCCUCCUCCUCCAUCGCACCAAGGACGCAGACAUUCCUGUCUCUCUCACUCGCGCUCUCGUCGCAGGGGCUCGAAUCUCUGAAUCUCCCGCAGCCUUCAUGAAAUAGCCUGAAAAGUCGUAUAGCAGGAUAAAAACAAAACAACAAACAAACACACACAAAGCCGAGAAGAUGAUUUCUCCGUGGGACCGCUGGUACUCGACGAGCUGCUGCCUGUGCUGCCACGUCCGGACGGGCACCAUCAUCCUGGGAAUAUGGUACAUGCUCAUCAAUGCAGUGGUGCUACUCAUCCUGUUGUCGGCUCUCAACGACCCAAUUCAGUACCGCUACCACCUUACCAGCUCUGAACUGGGAACUGACAUCGAUGUCAUGGACGAUGCAAAUAUCUGCAUCGCUACUGCAAUAUCCCUACUCAUGAUUCUUAUAUGUGGCAUGGCAACGUACGGUGCUUACAAGCAACAUGCUGCUUGGAUCAUUCCAUUCUUCUGCUACCAAAUCUUCGACUUUGCCCUUAACACACUGGUAGCCAUCAGCGUGGUGGUAUAUCCCAACACAGUGCAGGACUACCUCCAGCAGCUGCCGGGGACAUUCCCUUACAAAGAGGACAUCAUGUCCACCAACAACAUGUGCCUAGUCUUUGCAGUCCUCGUCUUCAUUGGCUGCAUCCUCUCCUUCAAGGCCUACCUGAUUGGCUGUGUGUGGAACUGCUACAGAUAUGUGAGCGGCAGGGGCAGCACGGAGGUCCUGGUCUACGUCACCACGAACGACACCACGGUUCUGCUGCCACCGUACGAGGAGGCCAUCGCCCUCCCGCCCAAGGAGCCUCCUCCCCAGUAUAUGGAGGCGUGAGGGAAGUCCUCGCCGCUGGACCCCUCACCCCCACAGCCCCUCCCUACCCCCAUCACACCUCUCUCCGACAGUAGGACCCUGGAACAUGUUGAACAACCAAGGAGAAACAAUGUCUUAG
Molecule: messenger RNA, 998 nt
Organism: Pleuronectes platessa (European plaice)
Lineage: Eukaryota; Metazoa; Chordata; Actinopteri; Pleuronectiformes; Pleuronectidae
Gene: laptm4b
Product: lysosomal protein transmembrane 4 beta
Exons: 7
Coding region: 203-880 (225 amino acids)
Cellular component (GO): lysosomal membrane
Source: RefSeq, a predicted model, not a curated record